AUGGGGUGCUCAAGCUCGAGGGAGGUGGGCGGCGGCGUGGUUUCGCCGUCCCCGGCGCCGGUGGAGCGAAGGCAGGGCCUGCGCUCGCGCUCCCUCGGCAUGUGCCGCGGCGGGCACGACAGCGUGCACGCGUACACCGCGCUGCCGUUCGAGGAACCGGUGAAGGGUGCCCGUGAUCCGGCCGCGGCUGAGGAGGCGCUCCCCGGCGAGGGUGCGGCGACGGAAGAGAAGCGGCGGCGUGACGUGCCCAGCAUGGCGGCGGCGGUCAUGGCCAGCCUCGAGGAUGCCGCAUCGUCGUGGACGGCGCGAUGGAGCGCAGAAUCUGCGCCGUCGUCGUCGCUGCCUCCGGAACAGCUGCCUGCGCUCGACCUUGACCCGGCGGUCUUGCCUGGCUUCCGGCAGCCCGUGCAGGUGGUACCUUCGCCGUCGCACCCGGCGCUUCUCUACCCGGAGCAAGAGAACCCGGCUCCGCAGGAGGCCUGCGACGACGACGUUGACAUGGGGACGCCGGCCGCCCGCGACAUACCGGAGGUCACUGACUUCGUCUGCGCGCGCGUCGACGACGAGUUCCAUGAAAAGCUGGAGAAGAAGGCGGAGGCGGUGGCGGAGGAGGAAGCCUCUGACGUCGUCAUCUACGGCGACGACGCGACGGCGCCAAGGCGCCGGCUGACGCGCGCCGGGAAGCCCGUGGUGCUGUACCUGACCAGCCUCCGCAGCGUGCGGCGGACGUUCGAGGACUGCCGCGCCGUGCGCGCCAUCCUGCGGUGCUACCGCGUGCGCCUGGACGAGCGCGACGUGUCCAUGCACGCCGCCUUCAGGUCGGAGCUGCGCGACCUCCUCGGCGACGGCUUUGAUGGCCCGCGCUCCCGCGCGUGUUCGUAG
Messenger RNA from Miscanthus lutarioriparius, 882 nucleotides. Lineage: Eukaryota; Viridiplantae; Streptophyta; Magnoliopsida; Poales; Poaceae. The record is from the annotation of a GenBank genome assembly.